UAGAGCAUUCGACCGCAGUGCACCGCGACGAACCGAGCGCGAUACGUAUUUCGACGACAGCCUUUGCUGAUCGAACAGUUUUUUAUAUAGAUCCUUUAACAUAACUUUUAACGUAUAUUACGACUAAUAUUUUAUAGUGUAGGUACCUGCAGAAAAUACGGCUUAGGCUGUUGUCCACAUUUAUUUAUUGAUUUUCUCACAUCAAAGAGGGAAAACAGGCAACGAGUUAAGCCAUACUGAAUCCAUAAAGACGAAGAGUUCUUAUAUUUGUGACACACCGAUGGGCGUUCGUCAGAACCCUUGGACACCAACCAAACGACGGGGACCGAUAGCCGCUGAAGCUGCCAGUCCAGGACCUGCUGUAGUAUCUCUUCCCUCCUUGAUAGGCAAACCUCCGCCAGAGUCCCGAAAACCCCGCGCACCUGCUUUCACAUUUGGACAUAAAUUGGAAACUGGAAAGGACAAAGCUGGUCCCGGUCCGGCGUCAUACAAUACGGAAGGAAUGACAGCUAAAGGUCGAGCAGUGGGUCCAGCAGCGUCAUUACAUGGUCGAUGGCCGCAGCCAAAACUCAUUCCAACUCCGGCGCCUUGUGACUACGAGCCAGGGAAAUCAGUCCGAGCUGUUUUAGAUCAUGCCCCGGCUUUCUCGAUAGGCCUUCGAGUCAGCCUACCUCAAGCCAGCAGCAAAACGCCAGCGCCGAACGUUUACUCAAUGCCACCGGUACUCGGAGAGGCACGUGAAGGGAACAAGAGAGCUGCUCCUGCCUUCAGCAUUACAGGCCGGGGCAAAACGGUCGAGAUAAAGAUGCCAAUGCCUGGUCCAGGUACUUACACCACGGAUAAAGCUGCUUCUGCAAUCACAAAAAGGCCUCCAGCAUACACGAUGGCUCCCAGAAGAGAAUUAAAGCCUCCAACAGCUACCGUACCCGGACCGGGGGUUUAUUGCCCGGAAAAAGCUGAUGCUGUUCUUCGCGAAAACUCACCAAAAUACAGUCUUUCAAGAAAAAUUAAAAUAGAAAAAAUGGAGCAAGUUCCUGCUCCUAAUGCUUAUAAUCCUCAAAAAGCUGAUAGGUUAUUAAGAGAAAAGUCGCCAGCCUUUUCUUUCAGAACAAAGAAUGAAAUUGUCAAGAUUCACGAUGCCCCUGCACCUAACGUUUAUACUCCAGAAAAAUCACUGCAUGCUCUUAAAAAUGGACCAAAGUAUACACUCGCUGGUAAAGGAUCAGCUGAAAAACAUGAAGUUACACCGGCACCUAACUCAUAUAAUCCACAAAAAGCUGAUAAAUUGCUACAUGAAAGCUCACCUGCCUAUACAUUAAGAUCGAAGGAGCAUGCAGAAAAAAUUGAAAUAACACCAGGCCCUAAUGUAUAUGCUCCUGAGAAAUCAUUACAUAUGCUAGAUAGCUCACCCAAAAUUACGAUUGCUGGAAAGGGCCCAUCACCUAAAAUUGAAGAUUUACCUGCGCCUAAUGCUUAUUCUCUCGAUAAGUCUGAUAAGCUUCUCCAUGAAUCUUCACCAUCUUACACGUUCAGAACUAAAGCUGGGGUUGAAAAGCCGAACGAUACACCUGCACCAAAUGUUUACUCUCUUGAUAAGUCCGAUAAACUUCUGCAUGAGUCUUCACCAGCGUAUACGUUCCGACCCAAAGUUGGUGUUGAAAAACCUAGCGACACACCAGCGCCAAAUGUUUAUUCUCUGGAUAAGGCUGACAAACUUCUCCAUGAAUCUUCUCCAUCUUAUACAUUCAGGCCUAAAGUUGGUGUUGAAAAACUGAACGAGACACCGGCCCCAAACUUUUAUGAUCCACGCUUAUUAGACAAUACUCCAAAAUUUUCAAUUUCGGGCAAAGGUCACACUGAAAAGCCAUCUGAUAUGCCCGCCCCUAAUGCAUAUGACCCUCAUUUACCUGAUAAUACUCUGAAAUUUUCAAUGGCUGGUAGAGGUCGAAGUGAGAAGCCAUUAGAUACACCAGGUCCUAGCAAUUACGAUCCUCAUUUGCCAUCUAAUUCUCCAAGGUUUACUAUUUCUGGCAAAGGCCAAGAGGGAAAAGUUUCUGAUAUCCCUGGGCCAAACGCAUACGAUCCUACUUUACCAAACUAUGGUCCUAAAUAUACAUUGUCAGGUAAAGGCCAGUCACCAAAACUACAAGAAACUCCUGGACCAUCCGCUUAUAAUCCUCAUAUUUUAGGAGGCUCACCAAAGUUUACAUUCUCAGGUAGAGGCAAGCCUGACAAAAUUACUGAUUCGCCUGGACCCUGUUCAUAUGAUCCGAGUAAAUAUGUUUUAAACGGAGUUCCAAAAUAUAGUUUUGGUUUAAAAGGACACAUUGAAAAGCCGUUUAACAACCCUGCUCCUAAUGCCUAUAACCCUGACAAAGCGGAUAAAGUUUUACAUGAAAAUUCUCCUGCAUUCACUUUUAGGCCGAAAAUCGAAGAUGGAAAAUUACCUGACACACCAGGCCCAAACUUUUACCAUCCAGAUAAAGCAAAUGAAUUAAUUUUUGAAAGAAAUCCUGCAUAUACCUUAUCAUCGAAAGGAAAGGAUGCUAAAAUAAACAGCAAUCCAUCGCCAAACUUAUAUCACCCGGAAAAAGCUGAUAGUAUCCUAUCAGAUAACGCCCCUCGAUAUUCUUUUAGGAUAAAAACGAAUCCAUUUAAACCCGAUAACGUACCAGCCCCUAACAAUUACAACCCUGAUAAAGCUGACAAAGUAUUAUUAAAAAGUGCACCACAAUAUACUUUUAGAAUUAAACCGGAAACAUCAACUGUUGUGGCCACCCCUGGUCCUACUACCUACACUCUACCGAAUCUACAUAAAACACCAUUGUAUACCAUUUCGGGCAGACAUAAAGAACCCAUCGAUGAACGCUUAAAAGUUCCUGCUCCAGGAGCUUAUAAUCCAGAAAAGGGAUAUAAGUUUAUUUUAACAUAUUCCCCUCAAUAUACAUUCGGAGUUAAAAUUCACACUGAGAAAUACGCCGAUACACCAGCUCCAAACAGCUAUCGUAUUCCAUCUGUACUUGACGCUCCUGUAUACACGAUGUCUGGCAGACAUAAGAUGCCACAGGACGAUCGAGUAAAGGUGCCCGCGCCUGGCACUUAUUCACCAGAAAAGAUGCAGAUCAAUAGAACUCCGCAAAUAACAUUUGGAAUUAAACAUUCUCCAUUAUUAGGGCAACUAAAACCGCUUGCGCCUCUUCCUGCUGUUGAUAGAGAAAUAACACAAAGAGUUACGAAAGAAAUAGCGCCUAUGAGUGAUGGUAUCGAUAAUACUCGGAAAAACGAAAUUGUGCGUGAGACAAUUUAUAAUAAUUCUUUGCGAACUGAGCCGUUCGACUCAAAUAUUGACAUCCAAGAUAUGCGUACAAACGUAACUCAAGUCAGAACACAGAAUGGAGUCAGCAGCAAUACGGUUAGACCUGAGCCGAUACAGGAGAUUCUGGAACAAGAUAUCGUAUGGGUGCCGGAAAAUACAGAACGCCGCGGUUCGUAUACUAUUGAAAAACCUGACGGAAACGGUUAUAUCGAACGGUAUGAACAAAACGAAGUAAUUCCGGUAGAAAAUGGAGUUAUUAGAGUCUCAGGUAGCGGGGAGAGAGGUGCUUCCUCUAUUGAAGUGCGGAGUGGUGAAGUUAUUCAGAGGGACGGCUAUGUUCAGAAUAUUGACAGAAGAGUAAACAGUUCCAAGGCACAUGAGAACAAACAAAAAGCAACUGAGGAAGUUCGUGUUGGGACUGACAUUCAGAACUUACCUAAUGGUGGGAUAGCUAAAACAACAACUACAACAACAAUUAAAAAAGUUGGAACGGCUGCUAAGACUGCAAAUGUCUCCACAACAGUCACUCGCACAAAUACUGCUAUAAAUUCACGCGAUAUUGCCGUCAAAUAAUUUUAACUAUGUUUAACAUAAAUUGUACUAACCAAUUCAAUGAAGCUAAAUAAGCCUGAUUAAUUUUACUGACCUUGACGGAAUUCAACGUCUGUAUAAUUGAAUGAAUAAGAUUCUCUAUUUGAAUAAUUUUAUAUUAAGCAAGCUUGAUUUGUAACAUAGGUACCUCAUGCCAAUAAUACUACAGUUUGUAACUGCAAAUUAGUUAUGUUUGUAAUUUUAUAAGUUAUCAAUUAUUUAUUAACGUUAUUUUG
Messenger RNA from Pararge aegeria (speckled wood butterfly), 4143 nucleotides. RefSeq lists its product as uncharacterized. The coding region runs from base 281 to 3889 and encodes 1202 amino acids. The transcript has 9 exons. The record is from RefSeq and is a predicted model, not a curated record. Lineage: Eukaryota; Metazoa; Arthropoda; Insecta; Lepidoptera; Nymphalidae. Gene Ontology annotation, cellular component: cytoskeleton.